This is a messenger RNA of Paramacrobiotus metropolitanus, 1145 nucleotides long. Its product is annotated as EEF1A lysine methyltransferase 4-like. Bases 161 to 778 code for a protein of 205 amino acids. The transcript is spliced from 5 exons. NCBI's taxonomy places the organism in Eukaryota, Metazoa, Tardigrada, Eutardigrada, Parachela, Macrobiotidae. The record is from RefSeq and is a predicted model, not a curated record.
UGUUUUAACUUUCAGUCUACUCGUAAUAUGACGACAUGUAAAGUAAAACUGCCAGUUUUUUCCAAAUCGUUUGUACCUUUUUUACGUUUUGAUAGAGUUCUGUUUUCUAAAAAACAAAGAAGGUUGUUAAUCUCUGUUCGGUGAAACUGAGGAGGAUCUGAUGGCGACACACACAAACGAGGAUUACCAAGAUCGCGGGUACUGGGAAAAUCGGUACCAGACUGAAGACAGCUACGAAUGGUGCUGUGAUGUAUCUCAGUGGUCGAAAUUGUUUAGUGAAGUUGUUGCGAAUAAUUCUCGAAUUUUGGUUCUCGGAUGCGGCAACAGUUCUAUGAGCGCUGAUCUUUACCAUCUUGGCUACACACAAAUCGUUAAUGUGGACUAUUCACCCAGCGUGAUUGCUAAUAUGCAAAAGAAAUACGAGAAUCUUGCAGGCAUGGAAUGGCAUACAAUGGAUAUGUUUGAUCUUAAUUUUGAGACAUCCACUUUUGACUGUGUGUUGGAAAAGUGUACCUUGGAAGUGCUGUUCGUUAAAGAGAAAGAUCCGUGGAACCCUUCUGAUGAAAGUGUCAAGCAGUUAGAACUGUUAAUGCAACAGAUAUCAAAAGUGCUUCGUCCUGGCGGGUAUUUCAUUUCGGUAUCGUUUACGCAACCACACUUUCGGUUACCAUUGUUGAGAUCUGUUUGUCCGACAUGGAGUAUACGGCAUGAUGUUUUUGGGGACGCAUUUCAUUACUUUUUUUACACUUGCGAAAAGCCAGUCAGUCAUACGGCUUGAAUGAUAGCGUGGAAUACUUCCUGCCGGAUGCCAGCUGCGACAGUCCAUAACGUCCGUCCGUUGCAACGAAGGAUAUGAAAUUUGAUCUAAUUGUAAUGUAAAAGCUAUUUCUUAUAGAUAAAAAUAUGUAAAUAACGCCGCAAUAUUUGCAAAAGAAGUGCAUGGUUUGGAGUUCUGGGUGAAUUUAUAAUACAAAGCAUGAUACUUAAUUUGAGAUCUUGAUCAGUAUGGCUCUAAUAUUUAUAAAGAAUAACAAAUGUGCGCUUAAUUUACAGAAUAGAAAAAUCAAGAAUUUCUAUACUGUCACUAGAGUUAUUCGAUACAGAUCUAGAAGAUAUAAUCGCUAAUUGUAGAGCGAAUUCGCGGG